Messenger RNA from Nannospalax galili (Upper Galilee mountains blind mole rat), 1473 nucleotides. RefSeq names its product upstream binding transcription factor like 1 (gene Ubtfl1). The transcript has a single exon. Lineage: Eukaryota; Metazoa; Chordata; Mammalia; Rodentia; Spalacidae. The coding region runs from base 1 to 1245 and encodes 414 amino acids. The record is from RefSeq and is a predicted model, not a curated record.
AUGGCAUCACUUCACAGCCAAGGACCCUGGUCCAAAAGAGACAUUCUGCGGUUACUGCAAGGCAUGGAGGAUAACGUCCUAGCCAAUGACUUCCGAGGAUUCAGAAGAACCCUGGCAGAUCUGAAUUGGAACAAAGUAGCUUUUGAACAUUUUUCAGGAGAAAUGUGCAAGCAAAAGUGGUUGCAGAUUUCUCAUAAAUUGAGGAAGGUCCGCACACUGACAGAAUUAGUGCUAGACGCCAAGGAACAUGUUAAACAUCUCAGCAAAAGUGAAAAAUACAAGAAGCACCCUGACUUCCCCAAAAGGCCCCUGACUGCCUACCUGCGCUUCUACAAGGAGCAGCGGGCCCAGUACAGCCAGAUAUACCCUGAACUCAACAAUCUGCAGCUGACCAAAGUCCUGUCUGAAAAAUACAAGCAGCUCCCGCAGAACAUCAAGGAGAGAUAUAUUCAGGACUUCCAGAAGGAGAAACAGGACUUUGAGGAAAAACUGGCUCAAUUCAAGGAAGACCACCCAGAUCUAGUUGGAGAUUCUAAGAAAUCUGUGGUGCUUAGAAGUCACCAAACCAAAGUCCUUGAGAAAUUACAAGGAAAUAAAAAACAUGUGAAGUCUCCUCCAGAAAGUAAAUUUCCCCAAAAGGUGCCAUUUAAGGGAAAACCCAAGAAACCGCCUAUGAAUGGCUAUCACAAAUUUCACCAAGAUUCAUGGUCAAGUAAGGAGCUGAACCAUUUGCCCCCGAGGGAGCGCAUGGUAGAGAUUAGCAGACGCUGGCAGCGGGUUCCACAGAGCGUAAAGGAGCGUUAUAAGAAUCAGGCUGAGGAACUGCAGAAACAGUACUGGGUGAGCCUGGACCUCUGGCUCAAGAGAUUGACACCUGAAGAAUACGCUGCAUAUAGAGAGACAGAGGCCACCUGCAGCAAGCGAAUGAACUUGGCCACACCAGGAGGCCCAAGCCCCAAGAUCAGACGAACAGAUCUGAGGAUCUCAGCCAAGGGAGUGCAAGAACGCCCUGGAAAGGAGCAAAGACUGCUGUCUCCUGGGACAGAUUCCUCAGAGACUACUCAGGUUCACUAUGGUGUCUCCCAGGGAUCAGGAAAGAAUAUGAUGAAAGAUGGGAAAGAGGAUGAAUGGAGCGAUGCCUCAGACUGCCGCCUAACGGGUGAAGAUGAAGGUGAUGAGGAUUCUGAGGAUAGUGAGUCUAAUUCAUCUCUCUCAGGGGACUCCUCAGACUUAGACUCCAUUUGAGCCAUUCAUUUCCUAAAUUGAAUUUCCAAACUCUCCCAGCAAAACACAAGGCGGAGGGAGGGAACUGUCCUCUCUGAGCCUUUUCACUCCCUUGCUUUUCUCUCCUACAUCCUCCCUUUGCUUCCUAAAUACAAAGGAGUACAGUUUGGAAGAAGGGAGUUUGUCCCAAUACUGCUUACAUCAGGUCCACUAGCUUGGGAAGAAGAGACCCUUCUGAGGGAACACAAC